Dreissena polymorpha is the source of this 2977-nucleotide messenger RNA. RefSeq names its product histone-lysine N-trimethyltransferase SMYD5-like. Bases 86 to 1342 code for a protein of 418 amino acids. NCBI's taxonomy places the organism in Eukaryota, Metazoa, Mollusca, Bivalvia, Myida, Dreissenidae. The record is from RefSeq and is a predicted model, not a curated record. Gene Ontology annotation, molecular function: protein binding; histone H4K20 methyltransferase activity. The transcript is spliced from 12 exons.
AUACAGUCGGUCGGGUAGUUCCGGAUCACUAGCAGUUGAUUCGGAAUUACCCGAGAUCCGGAACUACCCGAUCGACUGUACUAUCAUGGAAGGAGUUGAAAUAAAAGUUAAAGAUUCUAAAAAGGGCCGAGGCCUAUACUCAAACCAGCACUAUAAAGUCGGAGAUGUGAUUCUUGAGGAGGCUCCACUGGUGUCAUGCCAGUUUGCCUGGAACGAGCUGUACCAGUACACAGCGUGCGAGAACUGCCUGCGCUCCCUUGAGACGGCGGAGGCCAUGGCCCAGAGACUCACGUCCAACCCAGCGCUGGUGCUGCCCUUCCCAGAGUGCUGUGAGGUGAAACAGGACCUCAUAGUGCACUGUCCCAAUUGUCAGGUUUCCUACUGUGGCACAGCUUGCAGGGACCGGGCAUGGGCCUCACACCACAAGGCGCUGUGUCUGGGCAGAGACCGAGAAAACCCAGAGCACCCUCUGAACAAGCUGCACGACACCUGGAGGAACAUCCACUUCCCUCCAGAGACUGCCAGCGUCAUGCUGCUGCUGAAAAUGAUCGCCAUGGUGAAACAGGCAGAGGACUCAGUCAGUGUGUUAUCAGAGUUCAGCCAGUUUGUACAAGCCACAGUUAAUGAGGAGGAGCAUGCAGUACACAAGCUUCUUGGGUCACAAUUCCAGGUAGAAAAAUGUCCUUACCAGCUGAGACAGUGGAUACCCGUGGGGUUUCAUUACGUGCUUGGGUCACAAUUCCAGGACCAGUUGGAAAUGUUACGGCACAUGGUUUCAGAUACGUUCUAUGAUGAAAAAGUACAACAGUGGCUGACACCCGAGGGGUUCCGGUCCAUGUUUGCACUGAUGGGGACCAAUCAGCAAGGGAUUGGCUCAAGUUCUAUCAGUGUCUGGGUGAAGAACUGUGAUGCUUUAGAGCUGGGGGAAGGAGAGAGAGAGCAGCUGGAUGCAUUUAUAGAUCAGCUGUACAAGGACCUUGACAAAGUGUCGGGAACAUUCCUGAAUUGUGAGGGAGUAGGGCUGUACAGUAUGCAAAGUGCUUGUAACCAUAGCUGCAGGCCCAAUGCCGAAAUAGAGUUUAACAACCAGAACUAUGUGUUGUCCCUUGUUGCAGUUGAGGACAUCUCACCUGAGGAGGAGAUCUGCAUCAGUUAUUUAGAUGAAUGUGACAAGGAACGUAGCAGGCACAGCCGACAGAAGAUGUUGAGAGAAAACUACUUGUUCAUGUGUGGAUGUCCAAAGUGUUUAGAACAAGCAGAUGAUCCUGAUGUCACGUCAGAAGAAGACAGUGAUGAGGAAGAGGAGGAGGAAGAAGAAGAGGACAUGAAUGAUAUCUAUUGAUUGCAUGCACAUUAAGUUUGGGAUAAAUUUUGCUGUAAUGCUCAGUCAUGUAGUGUUAAAACACUGCUUAGAAGUUUAAAACUGCAGACACAAGUUUUUUUAAUAUCAGUACAUAUAUUUAACUACAGUUGUUGAUCAAUCAAAAAGUAUGGUAGAUGAUCAAGUAGAUUAUACUCUGUCAUUUUUAGUAAGUUUUUCGUUGAGUUGGUUAGUCAGCAGACAAAGUUUUAUGUUUGUGGAGCAAGCAAGUUCCACAUUACUCAUGAGAUUUAAUUCAAACCUAGAUUAGGUUUGGAGGUCGCAUUGUAGUAGUGGAUAUGGUGUCUGCCUUGCGAUCUGGAGGUCACUGGUUUGAUCCCCACUGUGUGAGGGUUCCUUAGAUUUCCCCCAUAGACACCCAAAACUCGUUCUAGUCCCAGGAAACAGCUCAUAUAAGCCUUAGGCUUUCUAUGCAAUCCAGCUUAAAUAAAUAAGUUUAAACAAACCUAAAGUUACAUGUAGAUGUGCAAUAAACUUUCGCUCAUUGAUUUCCACAUUUCUGAGUUAUUUGCUCUUGAACAUAUAUAGCUUACAAUGCAGUGUGAACAUAUAUAGCUUACAGUGCAGUGUGAACAUAUAUAGCUUACAGUGCAGUGUGAACAUAUAUAGCUUACAAUGCAGUGUGAACAUAUAUAGCUUACAGUGCAAUGUGAACAUAUAUAGCUUACAAUGCAGUGUGAACAUAUAUAGCUUACAGUGCAGUGUGAACAUAUAUAGCUUACAAUGCAGUGUGAACAUAUAUAGCUUACAAUGCAGUGUGAACAUAUAUAGCUUACAGUGCAGUGUGAAACAUAUAUAGCUUACAAUGCAGUGUGAACAUAUAUAGCUUACAAUGCAGUGUGAACAUAUAUAGCUUACAAUGCAGUGUGAACAUAUAUAGCUUACAAUGCAGUGUGAACAUAUAUAGCUUACAAUGCAGUGUGAACAUAUAUAGCUUACAAUGCAGUGUGAACAUAUAUAGCUUACAAUGCAGUGUUGUGGUAUUAGUCAUGUUUAUGACAAGCUUUAUUUGUAAAAUAAUGCAUGUUUUAAGUACCAGGCAUGUUUUAAGUACCAGGCAUGUUUUAAGUACCAGGCAUAAGUGUUUCUGGCGAGCUCCAUAUCAGUUACAAAUAUGAAAAACACGCGGCAUCCAAAAUACAUGUAAUAUUGUUUGCAGCAAACAGAGUUUGUAUGCAGUAUGUUAACACAUAAAUAAAAUGGUUUGUUUAACAUAUAUAUUAUACAUAGAAUACCAUUGAAAACUGACUUUCUUUAGAUUGGUAAAGCCUAAAGGGGUUGCAUUUUCAUGAACAUCUUAAGUAACACCUUAUCUUGCAAUUCAAUUUUAAAGUAAUCUGUGAUUGUUUUAUUUGUUAUGAAAUAUAACUAGUUUAUUUGUUUGUGAAUAACAGUUGUGUAUACAUUAAAGUUGUAUGCAUAUCAGAAUUGUAAAAGAGUUUUCCCAUUCAUUUUCAGUUUGAGAAACAUUAGAUUUGAAAUGCAUAAUCUAUGCAAACAGAUGUAUACCUUUACAUUGCUUUGCUAUUUGAUUUAGGCAUUUUAUGUGAGUACAUUAUGUAAUUAUUAGAUAAUAAAUUACAUCUUGAUAUUUGA